UUGAGACCCCUAACUGGACUCCUCGCAUGUCGCUGAUCUCGUGGGACUUUGCAGCGACAACUUCGUUGGUCGGUCACGGACGUCACCGGAUGUGAUAUCUUGCCUUUUUGUUCGGUCUGUCUCUAGGUGUCGCCGAGUGUGAGAGGUAGCAAAGUUUUUGUGUCAUACAGCCUGCUAUAAUUAUUUGCGAAGCAUGGAUUCAGGUGUUGGAUUAUUUUCCAUGUUCUGUCACUUUUUUGUGAGGUUCAGAAUCCAUCAUGUUUACAAAUAAUCGAAGACAAGUAGAGCGUACAGGAAAAUAUGGCACUCCAAGGUUGCAAUAUCUUCAGGAAUUGGUUAGUCAAUUUCAGAAUACAACAGAUGAAGAUCAGGCAAAUGCUGCAAUUAUAACUCAGUGUGGGGGGAUUCCUCUUAUGAUGCAAUGUUUAUCUAGCCCUGUCAGAAAUCAUGUGAAUUAUGCUCUAGGGACUCUGUAUUAUCUCUGCGACGCAUCUCAUAAGGAAGAGAUUUUGAAGCCAGAAGUAGUUGAAACCAUAAAAAGAUAUGCUGCAACUGGAGUACUUAGUGUGAGCUUCAGCAAUCUAGCCAAAGCAUUCUUGGACAAGCAUGUCCCAGAAUAGAUUACAUGUUGCACGUAUGGUCAACACUUGACACGUCUAUUUUGCUUUCAGAAAUGCCCCCUCAAGGUGCUCUAAAUGGUACUGAAUAGGGUAUGUGUCCAGCGUUGAGGAUAUGUGCAGUAGAAUUGAACUUGAUUUCUAGUUGGGCCAACCAUGAUUCAUUCUUGGUUGACAAACCUAUAUAUUUGUGCCAAUGUAGGAUAAUGUGGCAAUUUUGAUUGUUGUGUGUUUUUUUUUUUUUUUGUGGUGCAAGAUUGUUGGAUGUUUAAGGGGCUGGUUUCUCGAAAAGGUAUCUGAUGGGAUCCAUCCUUGAGAUCAAGUGCACCGGAUAGGAAACCAUAUAGUGUCGCAACCUUUUGGUUGCCCAAAUCAAUAAAGCACAAGUUCUUUCCAAAGA
This is a messenger RNA of Macadamia integrifolia, 1017 nucleotides long. RefSeq names its product armadillo repeat-containing protein 7-like. Gene Ontology annotation, molecular function: protein binding. The coding region runs from base 258 to 620 and encodes 120 amino acids. The transcript is spliced from 6 exons. NCBI's taxonomy places the organism in Eukaryota, Viridiplantae, Streptophyta, Magnoliopsida, Proteales, Proteaceae. The record is from RefSeq and is a predicted model, not a curated record.